UGUACACACAAUGUAGCCUGCGUACAGUUUUGUUAGUGGCAACAUGAAUGAACUUGGGAUCUGCCGAGGUGGAAUACGGAUUUGGAAAAAAAAAAAAAAAAAAAGAAGAAUGAAUACAAUGAUCCUAGUCAACAUAGGACAUCUGGUUAGCCACUGGUCAUUUACCAAAACAUGCUUCCCACGGCACCCGCAAGACUGCAAAAAACUAGGAUAUUUACAUUUCCUCUUGUCACGAUGCGCGAUGACCGUAGGCUGUGGGUACGUUUAAGGGAAGAAGAGUUCGUGUGGAUUUCAUUGCUCUCGAAAUCACCCUUACUGUAACUUUAAAUCUUGCGUCUGUAUGUAUGGCUUUGCUGUGUAUUUUAAAGCUUUUAUCUGACAUGAACUCAUUCUUGGACAACACUAUUAACCUAUCUAAGGUUCUUGAAACAGAAUGACAAGAAGUAGAAGUGAAACUGAAGUGCUAUUCUCCUUCCUAUCAACCGUUGUUGAGUGACGCUGUGAGACGGGACCCUCAGUCCGGGGGGCGAUGGCAGCCCACGGCGUAGGCUUCGACGCGGACGCCUUCUUCUCGGAGGCCGCAUUCGAAAGUCCUGUGGAUGAAGAAGGGGUUCACCACUCCUUUAGCCAGCUUAUCCAGGAACAGACUCAAGACCUGGACAGCUAUAAAGAGGCCAUAGAGAUGUGUCCACUGGAGACAGAGGAGAAAUCAAAAGAUGACGCUUUAUCCCUGAGUGGUCCUGCCAGCUCUGUAGGUGCUGACAGCAGUGGCAGUGCUGCAGACCCACUUGUGGAGCGCUGGUCCUCAGACACACUCCGAGUGCUCUCCUCCAUGCCUAGCCGCACCAUCGGGCGCAGUCGGGGGGCCAUCCUCUCCCAGUAUUACAGCCGCACCAUGCAGCUCUGCAGACGCAGGCAAAGUCACCGGCCUUCUAUCCACUCCUUCUCCCGCUCCGCCCGACCUAGCAUCUGCGGCUACCGCGUGGAGAGCGACGCUGCCCACUUCGAGGCGGAGGAGAAUAAGAAGGAGCAACUCAUAAAUAACUUGCAGAACCUGUCUGUGGGCGAGCGCGUGCGCAUGCUAAAAGCCAUCCCUCUGAAUCUGGCAGAGAAGAGUGAGCUGAGGCGUUUGGCCUCUAAUAAAACCAUCCACUCUCCCUCUCCUCAUGAGAUUCCCUGCUGCAGCCAUUUCAAGGAUUACAUCAUCAUUGCUCUGAGGAAUGGCCGAUACAGCUGGCUCUCCUUUGUCUCCUCGAUGCAGCUGUGGCAGACAGCCCUGAAGACAGUGAGCGGGCGCUUCGGCACGGGCGUCCUCUCAUACUUCGUCUUCCUCAGGACCCUCUUCUUCUUCAACGUUUUCCUGUUGCUGGUGACAGGCCUAUUUCUGGUGGUCCCCCAGGCGGUGCGGCCCCCCGUGCUGAAGAAGACUGCACCAGUCCACUUUGGCCUGGAGCUGCUCACGGGGGCGGGCUAUUUCUCUGACUCAUUGCUGUACUAUGGCUACUACAGUAACUACACCCUUCAGAAGCCCUGCAGUAAUUCCUGUGGUUCACACCUCUCCUAUAACAUGCCUCUGGCCUACUUCUUCACUAUCGGAGUGGCUUUCUUCAUCACCUGCAUUAUCCUCGUGUACAGCAUGUCCCAGUCAUUUGGGCAGAGUUUCCGUGUCGACCGGUCUAAAGGUCUGCUCACCAUAAAGGUCUUCAGCUGCUGGGACUUCAAAGUCAUCAAGAAAUCUUCAGUUAAACUGCAGUGUGAGAACAUCUCCACCCAGCUCAAAGAGCUGGUGGCGGAGGUGAACCGUAAGGAGGUGAAGAGCUCCUGGCUGCGGUGUCUGUUUACUGUGUCUGUGCAGCUGCUAGCUUGGUUCAUCUGCAUCGGUAGCACUGUGGCAUGCGCCUUGGCUGUCUACUACUUCUCUGAGUACAUGCACAAGGACCUGAUUGACCAUAAGCAUUCCUGCUCAAACUCCUCUCAGACUGCUGAAAGCUCUGGGAGCGUCUUGUUGAAGGAGGCCAGCCUGUUGGCUCUGCCAACCGUUGUGUCCUCCGUCAACCUCCUCAUGCCCGGCUUUUUCAACACCGUGGCCUGGAUGGAGGAGUACGACUCUCCCAGCAAGCGCAACUACGUCGCCAUCUUCAGGAACCUGAUGCUGAAAGUGAGCAUGCUUGGAGUGCUGUGCUUUCACUGGCUGGGGAGGGUGGCGGUCCAACAUCCGAAGUGCAUGGAUCUACAGUGUUGGGAGAGUUUCGUGGGGCAGGAGUUAUACCGAUUCCUGUUGAUGGACUUCAUCUUCACCAUGCUGGAUACCUUAAUUGGAGAGCUCCUCUGGAGACUGUUUACGCAGAAGGUCCUAAAGAAGAAAAGGAAGCCAGUGUUUGAUAUAGCACGGAACGUUCUGGAGCUUAUUUAUGGACAGACACUAGCCUGGUUGGGAGUGCUAUUCACUCCUCUCCUGCCAGCAGUUCAGGUCACCAAGCUGCUACUCCUGUUCUAUAUAAAGAAGAUGAGUCUGAUGAUGAACUGUCAGGCUCCCAGGAAGCCCUGGCUAGCUAGUCAGAUGACCACCUUCUUCAUCACCCUCCUCUGCUUCCCCUCCUUCCUGGGAGCAGCUGUCUGCGUCACCUACACCAUGUGGACGAUCAAGCCGUCUCCGAGCUGUGGCCCCUUCCGAGGUCUCGGCACCAUGUUUCAGGCGGGGAAGAGAUGGGUAGAGGAUCUGGCGACAGCCAACACUCGCUUCAAAUGGCUGAGCUGGGCUCAUGCAUACCUGGUGGAGAACCCCUUCUUCCUCUUCCUCGCUGCCGGUGUGUUCCUAAUCGUGAUCUACUUCCACAUUCAAGUGGUGGAUGGACAGAGGAAGAUUAUUGAACUGUUACAGGAGCAGAUUGAAAAUGAGGGGGAGGACAAGAAGUUUUUGAUCACAAGACUACAAGAAAUUCAUGAACGGAAACGUCCAAUUUCACGGCGCAUAAGGACAAUGAGUGAGGAAUCCAGUUUCUGAUGACUUCUCCCAUGGUUCAGCUGUUCUUUUGAAAGUGAGAAAUUGCAGCUGGAGCCCCCUGUUGUCAUGGAGGAAUAUUAACAGUCCAGUGGGAAUACGUCUGCAGUGUCUCUGUAUGCCAUACCAGGACUUGGCACCGAGAAAUCCCGUAGCCAGUGAAAAGCCCUCAAACCACUGAAAAUGAACUGCCUGGUAAUUUUAUCAAGGUUCCUUCCAUGGAACUGGAUCCAAACAGUUUCCCUACUUCGAACUGCUGGAAAAACCACUUCAAACUGCCUGAAAACUACUUCAAACUGCUUCUAGCAGAGACUUUCACAUUUGUAGAAACCUUUUAGUAUGAAAUGCCAUUCUGUUCUUAUAAGAAACAGAUGUUGGUGUAGAACAAAGUAGCAUAAAAUGGAACUAAAUAUGUGCUCCUGGCACCCCACCACUGAGAAAGCUUGGUGCCUGUAGGGCCAGUUCUUCAAAAGCUUUUAUUUAUGUUUUGGUAAUUUUAUUUAGGUUGCAUGUUUUAUGUCCACCUUCAGGAACUUUUACAAUUCUGACUGUGAAAAUGGGAUGUAGUUAAGAUAUUUAAUUUCUUUCUAAGACAUUACAGGGCCAAAACCAAUAAGCAAAAAUCACUUUAUUGUUUAAGGUUUAAGCUCUUUUUUUGUACUAUAGCAAAUAUAAUUUUGUAUGUUUGAAUGUUUUUUAAAUAAUACAUUUUAAAUAAAGUCCAAAAUUGAAAGCCAUAUGAUGCACAAACAUUUACAAAGCUAUGAAAUUGUGCAUUAAAUUGAAGGUGUUUUUUGCCCUGA
This is a messenger RNA of Electrophorus electricus (electric eel), 3804 nucleotides long. RefSeq names its product transmembrane channel-like 6b (gene tmc6b). Lineage: Eukaryota; Metazoa; Chordata; Actinopteri; Gymnotiformes; Gymnotidae. Gene Ontology annotation, molecular function: mechanosensitive monoatomic ion channel activity. Gene Ontology annotation, cellular component: plasma membrane. The record is from RefSeq and is a predicted model, not a curated record.